Meriones unguiculatus (Mongolian gerbil) is the source of this 8811-nucleotide messenger RNA. RefSeq names its product G protein-coupled receptor 63 (gene Gpr63). Bases 2987 to 4246 code for a protein of 419 amino acids. Gene Ontology annotation, biological process: G protein-coupled receptor signaling pathway. NCBI's taxonomy places the organism in Eukaryota, Metazoa, Chordata, Mammalia, Rodentia, Muridae. The record is from RefSeq and is a predicted model, not a curated record. Gene Ontology annotation, molecular function: G protein-coupled receptor activity. Gene Ontology annotation, cellular component: membrane. The transcript has 2 exons.
AGUAUUUUAAGUAUGACCUUAGAUGUUUUAGACUCCUCUUGUGCUUGCUAGAGUUAUUUUGAGAAAUGGCAGUGACUUGAGGUCAAAACAGACCUUCCACUUUCCUUGAUGAGUCUGUACUGGUCUCCAGCCCUGCUCUGCAGUGACAUAUAAAGAGCAGUGUGAUCUUUAGUUCUGAGCUUCUCUUUUUGCUUUACUUUUAUGGCUUCCUGCUAUAAUGAUGUGGAAGUCUUCAGACUACCUGCUAUGAGGUUUCCAUUAUACCAAGUCAGAAGAUGACUUGGGUGACUAGGGUGAGGUGGGAUGGUGAAGUUGGGAGCAUAUCCAAGCGUCUGCAUUGUCGAGAGGUUAUGCUUGAACUACCUCAGAGGCAUUUUCUGGGCUUAAGGUAGGAAAAAGACAGCAAGGUGUGUGUAAUAUGUCCCUAUCUGUUUGCUUUCUCUUUCUCUGUGUGUAUAUGUUCAUGUAGGUUUGUGUACAUGUGAAUGCAUGUGGAUGACGUGUGUGCACAGAGGCAGAGGUUGACGCCCAGUGCCUUCCUCGAUUCUUCUCCAACUUAAUAUUUGAGACAGGGUCUUUGAGGGCACCCAGAGCUCAUCGAUGUGGCCAGGCUGGCUGAGCUGCAAACUCCAGUUGUAUGCAUUUGCCCUGCAUUCACAGCGCUGGGGUUGCAGACACGCACCCCCUUUAUUGGCUUUGUAUGUAGGUGGUGGGGGAUGAAGUGAGGUUCUCAUGCUUGUGCCAUGGGUACUUCACAAGCUGCACCACCUCCACAGCCCUGUUUGGGUUCAGAAUAUAGCAUGUCAUGUAUCGGUGUAAACCUCCCAGUGCAGUGCCCAAACACAACUGAUGCCUGAGACACAUUUGUUGACUUGAUUUGAGCUUUCAGGAAUAAUCAGUCAAAAACAAAACGUGAUAUUAUGAAAAACAAGUAAGUUAUCUCACAGUCUCAUGUGGGGAUCUAGGGAACAACUAGGCAUCUUUGUGGUAGGAUGUUUCUAGAAAAUCUAGUAGGGACUGUUGAGGCUUUUUGAAGCAAUUAAAAGGAAAAAAGAGCUUCAUGUAUUAUGGUGAUGUGAAGAUCUUUAGAGUACAUGCUGGGUAGUUUCUAUUACGCCUUGUCCAAGGUAGUGAGGUGGGAUGGAGGGAUAGUUGGUCUACCUGGCUUUUUAUCUGGAAAAGAAAUUACUGAGAGUUGCUAUUUUUUCCAUAAAAGAGGUUAGAGAAUAAAAAACAGGUGUGGUAUCAAAAUCACAGUGCAGUUUGGAAGCCUACGUGAACAUUCAAACAAACAGAAUUGUGUGAUGAGGUUUCUUGUGGCUGACUUUCUUUGCUUAGAGUAUUUUUGAUUUUGUGUAUAGCACAGCAUACAUGUGUACUUUAUUUCUUUUUGUUGUUAACAAUUUCUAUUGUGUAGAUGUACUGUCAUGCCUGUUGUUUAUUCAUUCAUCAACUGAUGGACCUUUAGGUUAUUUCCAGUCUAGUCUUAGGAAUAUGCAACUGACCACACCUGGGUACAUCUUUGUAUGGAUUUUCCUCUUGUCUGAAUGCCUAGGAGUGAAAUUUCUGGGCUGUAGGAUAGUUUUAUGUUUCACUUUACUUUUGGGAAACUGAUCGUUGUUUUCCAAAGCAGUUCCCUCAUCUUCCAUAGUUAACAGCUGUGCCUGGGUUACUCUUUCUCCAGAUCGCCUUCUACAUUUACUGGGCUCAUUGAUUAACUGUAGUCAUUCUGGUGGGUGUAGUAUUAACAUGAAUGCUCCUAAGUGCAGUAAUGGGUAACAUUUCCCUGUACUGGAGAGCCAUUUGUCUAUUAUUCUUAUACUGUCUAGUAACGUUUUUCAUUUAUUUUUGGUUCUGCUGUUUGAUACUGCUUGGUUACAAGUUGCGUUGACUAGUCUGUGCCAACUUGACACAAACUAUAGUUUUCUGAAAGGAGGGAACCUCAAUUGAGAAAUGGCUCAGGAAGAUCUGGCUGUAAGGUAUUUUUUAAUUAGUGAUUAUGGAUUGCAGGCUGGGUGUAUGGUCUUGGGUUCUUAUAAAGAAGCAGGUUGAGCAACUCCUUCAUGGCUUUGCAUCAGUUCUUGCCUGGGGUUCCAACUCUGUUUGAGGUCCUGUUCUGGCUUCCUUCAGUGAUAGACUACUCUGUGGAAGUAUAAGCCAAAUAAACCCUUCCUUCCCAACUUGCUUUUGGUCUUGCUGUUUUGUCAUAGCGAUAGAAACCCUAACUAAGACAAGUUGGCACCAGGAUUGUGGAGUAUUGCUGUGACAGACCUGACCAGACAAGGUCAAGGUGAUACCUCACACUGGCAGCAGAACUCGGUGAGAGUUACCCAGGUGGUACUGGUUUGAUGGCAUGAAGGGGUCAUGGAGAGCAGUGAGGAUUGGCACUGUGAGAGGCCAUUAAUGAAGGUGCAAGCUCAGUGGCAGUUGAAGGCCCAGGACUAAAAGGGUCAUGCAGAGAAGCUGUCUCUUUAAAAUAUCCAGUCUCUGUAAAAUUCCAAAGUCAAUAUCUCUCUCAAGUUUAAAGUCUCUGUGGGAUCCUAAGUAUUCAAAAAUAGAUUAAAUACUUUCUUACCUCAAGAGGAAAGAACCCUGGCACAGUUACAGUUUGAAUAAAAGAAAACCAAACUUCAGCCGUUUAAAUAACUCACUAUGCAGCAUCUGGGAUUCACAACCUUGUGGGCUCCUCCGAAGAGCGUGGGUCAUUUUCUUAGCUCCACUCUCUGCAGCACACACAGACUGUCUUCUAGGCUCCAACUGGCUCCACUGCACUGUUGUUGAUGUUCUUGGUAGUCAUCCUGUGAAACUGGCUUCUCCAAAACUGCUGGGUCGCUUGUUGCAAAAGGAUUCUUGUGGAAGAUGGAACUCUGUCCGUUUUCCAGAAUGUGUAUUGAAGCCCAUCAGUGGAACCUGACCCUACAGUGCUGUAUCAAAAUGCCCGAUGAGGACCCACAUUUCUGCCUGAACCUACCAUCCUCCUAGAACCAUGGUUGUCUCAGCAGUGUUGACUGCAUCCCAUUCUGGGACAUUCAAUACGACAUUUGUAAUCUAUGAAAACUCCCAUGUGAAUACUACAGUCCCUCUACCAUUUCAGCCUCCUGGCACUGGCCCGUUGCUUAGAUACAGUCUUGAAACCAUGACUAGCACUGGAUUUAGUUCCUUGGCAGCAAACAGCACAGCUGUAACCCCAACACCCACAGUUGUCAGGAGCCUAAACUUAGCUGUCCAGAUCAUCCUCUCGGCUAUAAUGAUAUUUAUUCUGUUUGUGUCUUUUCUUGGAAAUUUGGUUGUUUGCCUCAUGGUUUACCAAAAAGCUGCUAUGCGUUCUGCGAUUAACAUUCUUCUUGCCAGCCUGGCUUUUGCAGACAUGCUGCUUGCAGUGCUGAACAUGCCCUUUGCCUUGGUAACUAUUCUUACCACCAGAUGGAUAUUUGGGAAAUUCUUCUGCAGGUUGUCUGCCAUGUUCUUCUGGUUGUUUGUGAUAGAGGGAGUGGCCAUCCUGCUCAUCAUCAGCAUCGACAGGUUCCUGAUCAUAGUUCAGAGGCAAGAUAAGCUAAAUCCUUACAGGGCUAAGGUCCUCAUCGCAGUCUCUUGGGCAAUGGCUUUUUCCAUAGCUUUUCCUUUGGCUGUGGGAAAUCCUGAUCUGCAGAUGCCUUCUCGGGCCCCACAGUGUGUGUUUGGGUAUACAACCAAUUCCGGAUACCAGGCUUAUGUGAUUUUGAUUUCUCUCAUUUCUUUCUUUAUACCUUUCCUGGUGAUACUGUAUUCAUUCAUGGGCAUCCUCAAUACCCUUCGGCACAACGCCUUGAGGAUUCAUAGCUACCCGGAAGGGAUAUGUCUCAGCCAGGCCAGCAAACUUGGUCUCAUGAGUCUACAGAGACCCUUCCAGAUGAGCAUCGACAUGGGCUUUAAAACACGUGCCUUCACCACCAUUUUGAUCCUCUUCGCGGUUUUCGUUGUCUGCUGGGCCCCGUUCACCACGUACAGCCUCGUGGCUGCCUUCAGCGAGCGCUUCUACUCCCAGCACAACUUCUUUGAGAUCAGCACCUGGCUGCUGUGGCUCUGCUACCUCAAGUCUGCACUGAACCCGCUGAUAUACUACUGGAGGAUUAAGAAGUUUCAUGAUGCCUGCUUGGACAUGAUGCCCAAGUCCUUCAAGUUCUUGCCACGGCUUCCCGGGCACACGAGGCGACGGAUACGCCCCAGUGCUGUCUAUGUGUGUGGGGAACAUCGGACGGUGUUGUGAAUACUGUGACUCUGAGACAUUUGUAGUGACUAUGGUUCUUUAUUGACUGAAAUUUUUUCAUAUGGCUUCUAAACUUUUUUUUUUAUAAUGUGUGUGUGUUUGUAAGUGUGAGUGUAUAAAAGGAAUGCUAAGUACUUUGAUCCUGAAGUCAAGAAUAUACUCUAAGUGAGUGGUAUAUAUGUUUACCUCUAGGUUAAGAAAACUUUAAGAUGUGUGUGUAUGUGUGUGGAGGGGGAGCGAUUUUUGUUAGUUUAAUUGACUGGUUUUAUUUUUGUAGCAUGAAUCAGAAUUGUGCUUCAUUGAACCUGCCAAUAACUUGAAUUGUCGGUGGUUUUUAUGCUGCUGAUGUAAGCUUGGUUGAGUUAAUCCAUUCCUCUCCUUUCCUAUAAGACACUGCUGCUCAUUGCCAUCAUAUUGGAGUCAAAUCCCUAUGCAUCUCUGUUGAUAGACACUUAGCUUUAUUUAAAAGCAAAACGCAAGGGGGCUAGUGACAAUGAAAAUGUUGUUACAAUUUACUGCGGUGCACUUUAAAAAGACAAUGUUGCAGAUUAAUUCAGUUGUGUUUAUUAGAAUCUUUUUAUACAUGACAUGUGCUUUGGGGGACAUGUGCUUAUGAUUUCUACUUAGUUUUUAUUAAAAGUGCUUUAGCUGCAUGCUCAGUUUUAAAGGGAACAUAAACACAUAGGGAAUUUUCUAAGCACAGCAAUGAACUUUCAGAGCAGGGAAACUUUGAGGAGGCGUGGCAAAUUUCAGGGAGGAGCAGAAUGAGGGUGGCUGGUCCAGCUUGUGGCCAUCCUGCGCAUUCAAACACCCUCCCCAAGUUUGGAGAGAAGGACCACCUGCGGUAGCGCUGUAAGCAGGGCCCUGUGCACUGCUUUUUUGUGUGGUAGGCAUCACUUGUUUCUUUUCUAAGAGUGAAGAAAAAUAAGUUUUAGAUGGACAGAAAUUCUGCCUAGAUUUGGGUAGAGCUGCGCUCCAAACAUCUGAAAUGCAGACUCAGCUGUUCCAUUGUGCCGCAUAGAUUCCUCACACUUCAAACCUGUCAUAGUCAAGGAGAAUGUCACAUAAUCUUUUUAUUUCUUCUCUGUCCUCCCACCCCUUCUUCUCCUUUUUGGGAAGGGGUUGCAUGAAGCUCAAGCAAGCCUUGAAGUUUCUGUGUCUGAGAAAGACUUGGAGUUUCUAAAGGAAACAAAUGACACAUCCACCCUUUCAAAUGGAACUCAAAAAUCUGAAGAUAAAUAUAAAUUUGAAAAUAAGAUGAUUUCUUUUGAUCUAUAAAACAAGCAGCCGACAGGUACUGAUGCUCAGUACAGCUGCUGUGUGUGGCUCUUAGCCUGGCAGCUGUGGGAGUUUCCAACACUCUAGGCUGUGCUCUGACAAUCAGACUAUCAGACUGGCCUUUUAGCGCUUUCCUUAGCAGAACUGAAGGUGUGAGCUCAGGCAUUUGUCUUCCACAGAGAAGGGAAGAUAGACCCUGAUCUGAGCUUAGACUGGCUGUAAGAGCCCAUGCUUUGGAUUUCUCCUUAUUUUUCUUUAGUUGUCUGGUGUCCUGGUGCAUCGAGAACUUUGGUCAGAUUCUCUCUGUUGCCUGUGGCUCAUGUAGUAAAGAGCCAGCAGAUGAAAGACAAAAGGGCUGAAAGGGUGGCUUUCUGACUGCAUUCUGAGCUAAGGCAGUGUCUUAAUGCAGAUGUAUAGUACCUUUUUAGAAUUUUACUUUUUUGUGAGCCAUCAGGAAGAACAAGUCUGUGUUUCUUCAGUUUUAAAAACCCAAGUUAGAGUGCAAGAAUUGCUGAGGUCUAACCCAACCCUGAGUUGUUUGUUUGUUUGUUUCCUUGUAUGCAAGUAUAAUUGGAAGAGCCCAGCCAAUGUCAUGACUAUUGUCUGGUCUCCAGUAUUACUUUACAUUCAUUAGCUCUUCCUUUCUUUUUUUUAAAUUUUAUUUAAUUUUAUUAAUUACAGUUUAUUCACUUUGUAUCCCAGCUGCAGCUCCCUUCCCUAUCCCCUCCCAAUCCCACCCUCCCUCCCUCUUCUUCUCCUAUGCCCCUCCUCCAGUCCAAUGAUAGGGGAGAUCCUCCUCCCCUUCCAUCUGACCCUAACCUAUCAGGUCUCAUCAGGACUGGCUUCAUUGUCUUCCUUUGUGGACUGAUAAGGCUGCACCCCCCUUCAGGGGGAGGUGAUCAAAGAGCCAGGAAUUGUAAUGCUGGAAAUUUGUUGACAGCACCAAAGACCUGGGAAAUCCUGCUCUUGAAGCAAUUUGAGGCAAUUUCAGUGCUGUUGGACCUCACCUUCUGCCUAAAGAGCUUUACACUACUCGCCAUAUUAUGUUGAGUUCAUUGCAUAUGAUAGCCACCUACCUCUUUAAUUUUUAGUUUAUAUUUAUUAAAGGUAAGUACAUCUUUGUCCGUUGGCAUCAUAUAGGACUUAAACACUGUAUUAGAUCUUAGCAGCACAUUGAAAUGCAUUUUACUUUCCAUUGUCAAUAUGAAUUGGAUUUCAAGCAGAUAUUAAUACGGAUGUUAAAAAUUUAACUUUCAAGAAGGACAGCGCUGUGAAUAUUGAUUCAUACUGGUAGCUUUUGAGACUCCCCAUGUGACUGUAGUUGAACUGAGUUUCAUGCUCUGUAUACUGUGUAGUUGGAGGUACUUUCUCCUGUUCACAGGCAGCUACACUUGGUGAGGACUCGGUAAAGACUGCUGAGCCAGCCUGCGCAUCCAUGCAGAAGGCCACAUUGAACUGCAGCUUGCCUUACACUGGAUAACCUGCUCAGAUAACAGUUUACAGAUCACUCUAAAUAUUUUUACUGUAUAUACAUUUUGAAAGCUUUAGGAAAAAAUAUUAUGGUGCACCGUCAAGGAAUUUAGGCACAAAAUUUAAUGCCGCCUAUUAUUCCAUGUUUUCUUGAUGGGAAAAUAACCACUACUAGCCACUGCUGACUGACAGAAUCAGAAGUUAUUUAUUUUUCCUACUAGCUAAUAUGAUUCAUGGAAGAUAUGAGAAAAUAUUUCUUGUAAAAAGAAAGAGUAAAGAGACAUUUCAAAUAGUUGGCAGUAGUGGUAUUUAAACUUUAAUGUGUGUUUGAUUCUCCCCAGGGAAGCCUAGUAAUACAAACUUGUGGGCCUCUGGGUCGAUGGUUAGACACAGUAAUGUUCAUUUUCAUUCUAUUGAGUGUGUUGCCUGAUUCUGGUUCAGAUGGUCCCUGGAGCACAGUUCCAAGAAACAGUCCUGUAGAAAAUCAGAAUAUCAUUUAAAUGCCAUCUGUUUUAUCUUAAAGUAGUUGUGGUUGGAAACCAGUGGUGAUCUACAAUGAAAGGGUGUCUGGGAGGUCUGUGCCCAUCCAGUUGCCAUGUGUGCUGGUGAGGAUUUGGCCAGCACCAGCUUUACUUUCUUUUUACUGUUCCCAUUACUAUGGAACCCACUUGGACACUGAGCUGCCAUGGGCUACAUCUGUGCAGGAUUCUAGGUUAUCUCCAUGUGUGGUCCUUGGUUGGAGUAUCAAUCUCAAAAGACCCCUGUGCCCAGAUAUUUUGGUCUGUUGCUCUCCUUGUGGAGCUCCUGUCCUUUCCAGAUCUUACUAUUUCCCACUUCUUUCAUAAGAUUCCCUGAAAUCUGCCCAGUGGUUGGCCAUAAGUCUCAGCAUCUGCUCUAAUACCUUGCAGGGAAGAUCUUUCAGACACCCUCUGUGACAAGCUUCUGUCCUGUUCCCUGUUUUCUCCUUCUUCUGAUGUCCAUCCUCUUUGCCUUUCUGAAUGGGGACUGAGCAUUUUAGCCAGAGUCCUCCUUCUUGAUUAGUUUCUUUAGGGGUACAGAUUUUAGUAGGUGUAUCCUAUAUUAUAUGUCUAAUAUCCACUUAUGAGUGAGCAAUGUCUGAUGAACCCUGUGGUUUCACAGUAGGGGCUCAGAGAAUGACUCAGUAAUUGUAAGUCAUGACUUCCAGAAGGCUGAUUAGUAGAGUAUUUCUUUCCUGCAGAUGUCUCUCUAGGACAUCUCUUUAUCACAUGUAAUUUCCUGAGGAGAGUGAGGGAAAUAUAAAGACUUAUCUAAUUCCUAGUUUUCUGCUUAGACCAGUUGUUCAAUUGAAGCAUGGAGUAAAAUAACCUUUUAAUCUUCAAACUUUUGUUGGUGACAAAAAUAUUUAAUUUCAUUUAUCUUUACUUUACAUGAAAAUAUGUAUGUAUAGAUCACAAAAAUUUCCACAUGCUUGCUAUUUUAUCCUGUUAGGAAUUUUAUUUGAAUUUAAGGUACUACCAGUUUCAGAUAUGUUUGCAUAACCAUAAUUUUGACAAACUGCCUUCAUCGAAGACUCUACUUUUAUAAUAAGGGAUGAAAAUAUCAAAGCACAUGUUUGUUAUUGCAAGCAAAUGUUAAUACAUUUCUUAGGUAGCCACAGGUACUUGUCAUUUGUAAUUAAAAUUAAUUUAUUUUUUAAAAUGGUACCUUGCCUUUAAUGAAUGAAAAACUUUUAAUUUGGGGUUGUAACACUUAAAUAUAAGUGUGUUCAUUUGUUAAUAUUCUUAUUACAACCAAGAAAAGAGCUACCCAUAAGAAAAUGAAUAAAUGUUUACUAU